CUGCAAAAGUUUGAAGCUUGACGACUUUUCAGCUGACCCAGAAAAACGAGCGGAGAAGAUGGAGAAGAUGGAGAAGAAGCUUAUGGAUGCAGCCAUGGCGGGAGAUACGGGGGCGCUUAAUGAUCUGAUCGCAGAGGACCCACUUGUUUCCGACAGAGUUUUAGUCUCCUGCGUCGCCGAGACGCCGCUUCACGUAGCUUCAAUGCUGGGUCACCUGGCUUUUGUUACCGAGUUACUUAGUCGCAACCCCGAGUUGGCCUCCGAGCUAGACUCGCAGGGGUCAACGCCUCUCCACCUGGCGGCAGCGAAGGGGCACGUGGAGAUAGUGAAAGAGCUGGUUCUGGCGGAUCCUGGGGCGUGUGCGGUGAGGAACUUAGACGGGAGGACGGCGCUCCACGUCGCGGCUGCCAAGGGGCGGGUUAAGGUGGUGGGUGAGUUGGUCGGAGUUGGGAGUGAGUGGACUCGGGCGUUGACGGACAGAGGCGAGACGGCGCUGCACUUGUGCGUUGGGCGUAAUCGGUUGGAGGGGUUGAAGGUUUUGGUUGAGGCAGUUGGGAAUGAUGAUGAGUUUAUGAAUUGGAAGGAUUGUGAUGGUAACACCGUUUUGCAUAUUGCCGUGGCCAAGAAGUUAAUCGAGAUUAUCAAAUUCUUGCUUUUUGAAACUGGAGUGAAUGUGAAUGCGUUGAAUGCAAACAGCGCUACGGCUUUAGACAUUCUGAUGCAGAGUCCUAGAGAUUUGAGGGAUAUGGAGAUUGAGGAUUUCCUUCGAGGUGCUGGGGCUCAGAGUGCAAGGGAUAUACGUAACAUUGAGCACGACUGGGUUCGCGCUCCAACUAAAGAACGUCAGAUACUAAGACAUCGAGGCUUAGCACUGUCCUCGAAAGUGAGUGAGUCUAUGAAACCGGGUGGGAACAAGAAGCCUACUGAUUGGCUUGGUAGGAAGAGAAGUUCAUUGAUGGUGGUGGCAUCUCUCCUUGCAACUGUUGCCUUCCAAGCUGUGAUAACCCCUCCGGGAGGUGUUUGGCAGGAUGACCUGCAAGUCGAUGAAAAUGGCAACCCUGUGGAGAAUCCUCACACCGUAGGAACAUCUGUCAUGGCAUAUAAGCAGGGAAAAGAAUAUGGUCUAGUAAUGAUUUUUAACACAAUCUCUUUCCUCGCAUCCCUGAGCAUAAUUCUUCUGCUCGUUAGCGGGCUACCUAUCAGACGGAGGAGAUGGAUGUGGAUACAAAUGGUCAUAAUGUGGGUUGCUGUCACAACUCUAGUAGCAACAUAUUUCAUCUCUUUCCGUCAAAUGUCACCUAAUGACGAACAUGUGCAGAUCCUGUUACGUAAGGUAACCGAGAUAUCAGGUUGGACAUGGUUGACUUUAAUGGUGGUUGUUUUCUUUGGCAAUGUUAUUCGUAUGAAUCUAUGGAUUCUCAGAAAGUAUGGUUAUAUUAAGCCAAAACAUGUGGAGCCAUCUAACGUUGAUGAUGAACUUGAACUCGAAGAGGUGAGAACCGAGGAUUAAAGUGAACAGCUCUCGCUCUUUUAUCGCUUCACAACACAGAACUCGUCAUUGCAGUAUUGCGGAUGUGUUUAACACUAAAUUCAUUAAUCCGGGCGUGGUAUCUGGUUCUGAUACUGGGUGUCAAAUUAGUCUCCUAGCAACAAAUUUGGAUGAUGAUAUUGCAGUUGAAGCCUUUACUGUAUGAUGAUUUGAGUUGGAGGGGUAAACUUUCCGUUCUUGUACAACUAUUCCUCUGUUAAUGGCAGUAUAUUGAAUGCUGUCCUUCAAAUUGUGCAGGUCACGAAUCUUCGUGGCUCGGAGAUGGCAUGCUGUUCUGUAUUUUGUGUUCUAUCUGCCAUCCUUGUAAAUUUUGAGGGAUACUAGACUCGAAGAAGAUAUUCUUUGGAGAUAAUUUUGAUUUUUUGCUCUCA
Pyrus x bretschneideri (Chinese white pear) is the source of this 1920-nucleotide messenger RNA. Its product is annotated as ankyrin repeat-containing protein At5g02620. The coding region runs from base 59 to 1510 and encodes 483 amino acids. Lineage: Eukaryota; Viridiplantae; Streptophyta; Magnoliopsida; Rosales; Rosaceae. The record is from RefSeq and is a predicted model, not a curated record. Gene Ontology annotation, molecular function: protein binding. The transcript is spliced from 2 exons.